ACACACAUCACAGCAUGAAGCAUCUGGGGCCGUUGUUCCAUCGCUUGGACCAGCGCAGGAAUCAUGAAGGUGAGAUGCGGUUCCUUCAGCCUCAGAGUCAAGUUGCGCAGGCGCUCUCGGCGGCCAAAUCCAAGUUCGGGAGCCUGCCGAACCUCCUCAGGCGGAACCCCAAAACUCCGUCGACGGGAUCCCGGCAGUCUCCGGAGCCACCGGACGGCCUCCAUGCUGAAGACUCUCUCUCUCGCUCUCUCUCUCUUUCACGCCCCACUUUUGAAGAGAACCUUCAGAGCCAGUGCUUCUCAGAGGCUAGCCGACAGCUGAUUGGUCGAGAGGAGUGUCUAUUUGGGAGUGACCAACAGGAUUGCCAGGAUGAGGAGGCGGAGGCGGGGUUGAGGAGGGACUAUGAGGCUCUUCUGGAGGAGGUCUGGCAGACGGUGAGGAAGGCCCUGCAGCCUCUAGACCAAUCAGAGCAGGGCGCCCUGAAGGAGGCGGUGCUAGCCAUCCAACAGGAGGAGGAGCAGGACAGGAGGUGGGAGGAGACUGAGACUGAGAGGCGUCCUGAUUGGAGGCCGAGGCGCUGCAGACACGCCCACGACAGCCUGCUGGAGGAGAUGGUGAGUGAGCGCGUGCGAGGGGCGGAGCCUCACUUGAGGGGCGUGUCCUCUAUAGAGAGGGAUCUGAUUGGCUUGGGCCAGUGAAUCAGAGCGGACCUGCUGCUGGUAGUGCACCAGGUGAGGAGCUGUUACCCGGGCGACGUGGGGGUGUGCCAGGCCUACGCCCAUCUUUACCACCAGGCCUUCGGCGCCCGUCUGCGGGACCUCGCCCAGUACGGCCUGGACACCCAGGACUGCACACACCUGCUGAGCUGGACCAAUCACUUUUACCCCAGUAUUCUUCAGGAUCCAGAGUUGCUAUCGGAGGUGAAUGCUGAGCUGCUGGAGCCUCUGCUGCCUUCAGACAUACUGAACCCUCUGGUUGAGCAGCACCUGGAAGACAAGGAGACUGAGCUGCGAAGAUGCUUAAGGAAUGUGCUGGAGAGGGAGGAGCUAGGCUGGAGGGACCAGACCACACCUGAGAUGAUUGACAGCUGUCACUUCAGUCCUUUGGCCAUUGAUGUCAUCCAGUGUGUAGAUGCCAACCUGAAGUCUGUUCAGAUAGUGCUGGGUGGUGACGAGACGCACAGACACAGGAUGGUGGCAACACUGGCACACUUCUUCAGCAGCUACAAGGGCAUCCUGGACAAGGUGAUGAAGCACAAUGGAACACAUAGCAGAUCCGUUGUCAUGGCGAAUCUCACCUGCCUCAGGCUGUUCAGGGAGUUCUUAACUGGAGAUGUUCCCUGCCCUGAGGAUGUCCGUACUUGCUGUGUUUCCGUGGUGACCAGCAUGAGGGAUAGCUGCCACACCCACUUAACGAGCAUCAUCCAUCAGAACCUAAAGGAGACUUACCGUAAGCUGUGGAGUCCCAGCUGGUUGAAGAGCAGCAGUAGUGUGUGUGAGCAGCUCCGAGAUAGACUCCGCCCACACCUGCAGGACCUCAGGGCUCUGGACCCCACCUGCAGACAGGAGCUGCUGGGCGUGCUGCACGAGGAGGUGUUGGUUGAGUACGUGAGGAGGAUGAUGAAGAGGAAGAUCAAGCUGAAGCACAAACAGCAGCAGGAAGAGGCCGCUGCAGCCCUGUGUGACGAUGGCCAGAAGAUACACACACUCUUUACUGAUGCUGGCUGUAGAGUGGAGUGGCUCGGUCGAGUUCUUCCUCUACUAUCAGAGCUUCUGAGGAUUCAAGAUCCUGAUGCCAUCCUCCUGGAACUAGUCACCCUAACCAGAGAACUACCCGACGUCAGUGUUGGCCAUAUCUCCGCUCUGCUGCAGCUGAAGUCUGGCCUGUCAGAGAAGGACUGUAAGAAGAUCAAGAAGAACUUCACUGAGCUGACUGGAGCACAGACUACACACACACACACACACACACCAGCACGCCUCUUCUUUAGCAAAGUCAAGCUCUAAUAAGUACACAGGUACACACACACAGAAGCACUCGAAUGUUUUUUAUGUUUUAUACAAAGCUGUAUGUUCACAUGUACGUGUCUUCAUGUGUGUGUGUGUGUGUGUGUGUGUGUGUGUGUUCACACUUACGUGUCUUCAUGUGUGUGUGUGUGUGUUCACACUUACGUGUCUUCGUGUGUGUGUGUGUUCACACUUACGUGUCUUCAUGUGUGUGUAUUUCAAAUGAAAUGUUAAUGUAUAAACACACGUGUGUGUUUGAUAUAGUGUUUCAAAUAAACGCGUAACUGCAUAGCAGACAUGA
Molecule: messenger RNA, 2304 nt
Organism: Clupea harengus (Atlantic herring)
Lineage: Eukaryota; Metazoa; Chordata; Actinopteri; Clupeiformes; Clupeidae
Gene: tnfaip2b
Product: tumor necrosis factor, alpha-induced protein 2b
Biological process (GO): exocyst localization; exocytosis
Cellular component (GO): exocyst
Molecular function (GO): SNARE binding
Source: RefSeq, a predicted model, not a curated record